CCUCCGCCCUCCCUCCCGCCGGGGCGGGGACAGGUGCACGCUCCCGGGCGCGCUCCCGCAGAGCCGGGCCGGACCCGAGCGCCCCCCGCAGGCUGACCCUGGGGACAGCAGCCCUCCACCUGCAGACGCCGCCAUGGCCUUCCUGGUCCAUCUGUUGGUCUGCGUCUUUGGGAUGGGCUCCUGGGUGGCCAUCAACGGGCUGUGGGUGGAGCUGCCCCUGCUGGUGAUGGAGCUUCCCGAGGGCUGGCACCUGCCCUCCUACCUCACGGUGGUCAUCCAGGUGGCCAACGUCGGGCCCCUGCUGGUCACCUUGCUGCACCACUUCCGGCCUGGCUGCCUCUCUGAGGUCCCCAUAAUCUUUACCAUCCUGACCGUGGGCACCGUCACCUGUGUCCUCUUCGCCUUCGUCUGGAACAUAACCUCCAGGGUGCUGAGGGGCCACCACAGCAUCGCCUUUGUCGUCCUCACCUUCUUCCUGGCUCUGGUGGACUGCACCUCCUCUGUCACCUUCCUGCCCUUCAUGAGCCGGCUGCCCUCCUACUACCUCACCACCUUCUUCGUGGGCGAAGGAUUCAGUGGCCUCCUGCCUGCGCUGGUGGCUCUGGCCCAGGGCUCGGGUAUCACCACCUGUGUCAAUGUCACAGAGCCAUUGGAUGCCACCUCGAGCCCUAUGACCACCAGGGAGACCCAUGGCACACAGGGACCCGGCAGCCCCACAGUGUGGGCCCCUGCUGGCCGCCUGGAGAGCCACUACCUCCCUGCACGCUUCUCGCCUCUGGUCUUCUUCCUGCUGCUGGCCGGCAUGAUGGGCUGCUGCCUGCUGGCCUUCUUCCUGCUCCAGCGGCGGUCCCGGGCCCAGCAGGGCUCUAUCGAAGAUCUCCUCCAGUCCCAGGUCACCCUCCACUCCAUCCGGCCACGUGAGGAGAAAGAUACAGGCCCCCUGGACCCGGCAGAGAGCAGCAAGGGCAAGGGGCACCUGGAGGAGAAGGUGGCCGCCCUGCGCCCCGCACAGCUGGCCUUCAUCUACACCCUGGUGGCCUUCGUGAAUGCACUCACCAAUGGCGUGCUGCCCUCCGUGCAGACCUAUUCCUGCCUGCCCUAUGGGCCUGUCGCCUACCACCUGUCUGCCACCCUCAGCUCUGUGGCCAGCCCGCUCACCUGCUUCCUCUCCAUAUUUCUGCCUAGCAGGUCUCUGCCAUUUCUGGGGGUCAUCACCGUGCUGGGGACCGGCUUUGGGGCCUACAACAUGGCCAUGGCUGCGAUGAGCCCCUGCCCCCUCCUCCAGGGCCACUGGGGGGGAGAAGUUCUCAUUGUGAUGUCCUGGGUGCUGUUCUCAGCCUGUCUCAGCUACAUCAAGGUCAUGCUGGGUGUGAUCUUGCGCGACCGGAGCCGCAGUGCUCUCGUGUGGUGCGGGGCGGCGGUGCAGCUGGGCUCGCUGGUCGGGGCGCUGCUCAUGUUCCCGCUGGUCAACGUGCUGAGGCUCUUCGUGUCCGCGGACUUCUGCAACCUGGACUGCUCUGCCUAGGAGGCCCCAGGGCAAUGCCUGGAAGCGAGGGAGAGGCAAGGGGGUGGUCAAGAUCACAGCCCCGAGGUAGGGAGCAGCAGGACAGAGCUCAAGCCUCAGGACCAUGAACCGUACCAGGCUGGAUGGGGGCCUUGGAAGCAGUUGUGGGGGGCAGUAUUGUUAUUUUGUUUUACUUUUUUAAAAAUAAAGACAUUGUUGCUUUUACACUCA
This is a messenger RNA of Chinchilla lanigera (long-tailed chinchilla), 1735 nucleotides long. RefSeq names its product solute carrier family 52 (riboflavin transporter), member 3 (gene Slc52a3). Gene Ontology annotation, molecular function: riboflavin transmembrane transporter activity. Gene Ontology annotation, biological process: riboflavin transport. The record is from RefSeq and is a predicted model, not a curated record. Gene Ontology annotation, cellular component: plasma membrane. Lineage: Eukaryota; Metazoa; Chordata; Mammalia; Rodentia; Chinchillidae.